UAAUAUUUGACACCUUCUUUCUAUCAAUGGAAACUCAACUCUUUCAAACGAACACCAACUCCAGAUUUAAACGAAUUUGUGUCUUCUGCGGCAGCAGCCCCGGCAAGAACCCUUGCUAUCAACUUGCUGCUCUUCAACUAGCCCAACAACUCGUGGAAAGGAACAUCGACUUGGUUUAUGGAGGAGGGAGCAUCGGCCUUAUGGGUUUAGUCUCUCAAGCCGUCCAUGAUGGUGGUUGCCACGUCUUAGGUGUGAUUCCAAAGACACUCAUGUUAAGAGAGCUGACCGGAGAAACGGUGGGAGAAGUAAAGCCUGUAUCCAGCAUGCACCAACGUAAAGCUGAAAUGGCCAAACAAGCUGACGCAUUCAUUGCCUUACCAGGUGGGUAUGGCACUCUAGAGGAGCUACUGGAAGUAAUCGCUUGGGCUCAACUUGGAAUCCACGAAAAACCCGUGGGGCUGUUGAACGUUGACGGCUAUUACAACGCCCUUCUCUCUUUCAUAGACAAAGCAGUGGCUGAAGGUUUUAUUACACCAGCUGCCCGUAACAUUAUUGUUUCUGCCCAGACUGCCCAAGAACUCAUGUUCAAGCUUGAGGAUUACAAGCCCAAGCACUGUGGAGUUGAAGGCUGGGUAUGAUGGGACAAUGGAGAAACAAAUGGGUCUCAAAUUUAAAAUCAGAUAUUGCCCCUUGACUUAGUUUCAUUAUUAUUUUGGACCAGAAUAAGAAAAUAAUUAAAAAUUAGACAACAAUUUUAUGUCUGUUUGUGUUUUGAGCUUGUGCCAUCACAGUUUGUUUCUAGUUCGCUGUGUUGAUCAUAUCAAGCCUCUCCAUUUUAACUUGUAAAUGUGUCUCCUUAGAUGGCGGAACUGAAUCUUAUAAUUGAUGGGAAUUAGUUAUCCUUCUUCAAUGCUCCUAUUGAAGUUUGAUAGAGCA
Molecule: messenger RNA, 936 nt
Organism: Benincasa hispida (wax gourd)
Lineage: Eukaryota; Viridiplantae; Streptophyta; Magnoliopsida; Cucurbitales; Cucurbitaceae
Product: cytokinin riboside 5'-monophosphate phosphoribohydrolase LOG3-like
Biological process (GO): cytokinin biosynthetic process
Cellular component (GO): cytosol; nucleus
Molecular function (GO): hydrolase activity, hydrolyzing N-glycosyl compounds
Source: RefSeq, a predicted model, not a curated record